AUGGCACCCAGAGCCUGCGAAUGCCCCCCAGAGAGAGUGGAGGCCCCGUGGGUGUUGGCCCAUAGCGCCCCCUGCAAAGCAUCCCCUUCUCAGCUCGGCAGGCGUUGGGGUCCUGGCUGGGACAUCCUCAAGGUCAGGAUGGGUAGGAUCCUGCCCAGACGAGCUUUGCCUGUUCUGUCUGGGCCCCCUGGACUGCAGCUCCCAUCAGCCGCAGCAUCAGAGGCUUGUUCUGGCCCCAGAGCUGGAGCCUCCCAGGCUCUGAAGGACACCGGGUUGGCCAAGGGCUGGUCUAGGGCGCAGGGCUCUCUGCAAAGGGCAGGCAUCCCUCCCCUUUUGAUUUGCAGAGGCUCCGCUUUCCCCCUUCCUUCCUCUUAA
This is a messenger RNA of Podarcis lilfordi (Lilford's wall lizard), 375 nucleotides long. Lineage: Eukaryota; Metazoa; Chordata; Lepidosauria; Squamata; Lacertidae. The record is from the annotation of a GenBank genome assembly.